Colletotrichum spaethianum is the source of this 1605-nucleotide messenger RNA. Its product is annotated as mannosyl-oligosaccharide alpha-1,2-mannosidase 1B. Bases 1 to 1605 code for a protein of 534 amino acids. Gene Ontology annotation, cellular component: endoplasmic reticulum; Golgi membrane. The transcript is spliced from 3 exons. The record is from RefSeq and is a predicted model, not a curated record. Lineage: Eukaryota; Fungi; Ascomycota; Sordariomycetes; Glomerellales; Glomerellaceae. Gene Ontology annotation, biological process: N-glycan processing; carbohydrate metabolic process. Gene Ontology annotation, molecular function: calcium ion binding; mannosyl-oligosaccharide 1,2-alpha-mannosidase activity.
AUGCAUAUCUCCGGGCGUGUGUUGGCUCUCGCCGGGCUUGCCACGCAGGCGUCCGCAUCGCCUCAGGCUCUGCUAUCGGCCGCCGCUCCACAGUAUGUUAACCAACCCGAGAGAGCCAACGCCGUGAAGGAGGCUUUUCAGCGCUCGUGGGACGGAUACCGCAAGUUCGCGUUCCCAAACGAUACACUGAAGCCCGUGUCCAACACGUUUGAGAACGACCGAAACGGCUGGGGUGCCAGCGCGGUGGACGCCUUGAGUACUGCCAUCAUCAUGGAGAACAAGGUCGUUGUGGGUCAGAUUCUGGAGUUUGUGCCCAAGAUAAACUUCGACGUAACAGACUCUGAGGUCUCCGUGUUUGAAACGACCAUCCGAUACCUGGGUGGCUUGGUGUCUGGACAUGACUUGUUGAAAGGGCCACUCAAAGACGUCGCAAAUAAUCAAACUGGCGUGGAUGCGCUGCUUACGCAGGCGAAGCGGCUCGCGGACAACCUCAAAGUCGCUUUCGAUACCCCCACCGGAGUGCCUGACAACAUUCUCGUCUACGACCCGAAACCGCGCAAGAACGGCUCCGACACCAAUGGCAUUGCCACCAUCGGAACUCUGGUGCUGGAGUGGACUCGCCUUAGUGAUCUGACCGGGGAUAAGCAAUACGGCGAGCUGUCACAAAAGGGCGAGAAUUUUCUGCUGAAGCCCAAUGAAGAGGUGUUCCCUGGUCUGCUGGGUACGGAUGUUUUCAUUUCUAACGGCACCUUUGCCGAUCGUUCGGGCGGCUGGAACGGAGGAACUGACAGCUUUUACGAGUACCUCAUCAAAAUGUGGCUGUACGACCAGAACCGGUUUUCCCUAUACAGAGACCGAUGGGUUGCGGCUGCCGACUCUUCGAUCAAGUUUCUCGCGUCGAGCCCAACGACACGACCAGACCUGACCUUCCUGGCUGCCUACAACAACGCGAAUUUGAGGUUUAUCAGCACUCAUCGUGAGUUAAUAAUUGCCAUUCAUCGUAGCAUUCAAGUACUGACUGAAAGCCAAGUUGCGUGCUUUGAUGGCGGCAACUUCAUCCUGGGCGGUCUUGUUCUUAAGGAGCAAAAGUACGUAGACUUCGGCAUCAAGCUGACUGAGGCUUGUCACGAAACGUAUAAGCAGACGGCGACUGGAAUAGGACCAGAAAUAUUCCGCUGGCAAGAUGAUCGGCCGCCAGUCAACAAGACUUUGAACCCCGACCCGCCCGCCAACAAGACCGAGUUCUACGAACGGGCCGGUUUUUGGAUCACGCAGGGUGGGUCUAGUUACGUUCUUCGUCCCGAGGUCAUUGAGAGCUACUACUACGCUUACCGCGCGACGGGCGACACAAAGUACCAAGACUGGGCUUGGGACGCCUUCCUGGCCAUCAACAAGACCUGCAGUGCUGGCAGCGGCUUCUCAUCUAUUACGGACGUCAACGAUCCCAAAGGCGGGAAGGCAGAUGAUUUCCAGGAGAGCUUCUGGUUUGCCGAGGUACUCAAGUACAGCUACUUGAUCCAGGCCACGGAUGCAAAGGUUCAGGUUGAAGUGGCAGACAACAAGUGGGUGUUCAACACAGAGGCUCAUCCAUUCCAAAUCGCGUAG